AUGCUUGGUCUACGUUUUGCACACGUUGCUGUGAUGCUCGUUGUGGUCGUAAAAACGGUCCUGGUCAGCUUCCACAACGUGAAAUCCAUAAAGCCAGUAGUGUCGCAACACAUUCCCGGGCAGCCGGAGCGAGCGGCUGUUGUUUCUAUCAACGAGGAUACGGGAGUAGGCGUUCCCAGGCGACACACCCCAACCGGAAAAGCGCCGUCCGCCAACUCAACCAGGAGUGACACAAUAACCGGAAAAGCGCCGUCCGCCAACUCAACCAGGAGCGACACCAUAGCCGGAGAUGCACCGUCCGCCAACUCAACCAGGAGUGACACCCUAACCGGAAAAAGACCGUCCGCCAACUCAACCAGGAGGAGCACACGCAUUACUACUCAAAGAACUGCGACAGAAUUUAGUGUCAGUCCGACGACACAGGAAAUCGGUAUGAAGCCUGAUUGGACAAAGCUAAUACCGCAAUGGUUGCACAAUCGAAAUACAACCAGCGUGAAACUGCUGAGAACUGGGGCACCAGACAUGCCUUCAGGUGCUUUCGUGCAUAUCGGUAAAACGGGUGGAUCAACGCUGAGCUUGCACUUGCGCAAUGGCUGUCACUCCUUCAUCAAACAGCCGUGUAAUCAGCUGUCCCUGAACGAGGUGGAAUCGCAUGUAUCCCGCUUGACUACGUACUAUCAUGUGCCUGACUUUGCCAAUCUUAGGCGAACCCGUCACCAUCUGUUCUAUGUCCUUAGUAUCCGCGACCCGUUAGCUCGGCUGUUGUCCGUCUUCACGUACAUGCAUCCGGAUAACAUCAUUGCCCGCGGCGCUUGUCAAUGGAAUAUCUGUGAAACCGAAAGUAUAUGGAAAUGUUUUCCAAAUUUGGAUGAGUUUGCUAAAGCCCUCAACUUAUACCGAGAAGAAAGCAAAGGACAAGAGGCUGUGGCAGAGAGAAGAUGCGUACAGGGCGCUCAAAGCUUUAUUCGUAGUAGCGACAAUGCACCGGACCACUUUCGACACAGCCUCGAGGCGAUUGUGGAGGAAUACAUGCCACCAAACGCCAUAAUGAAUUCGACCAUUCUUGUGGUAAGAAAUGAACAUAUUUGGGACGAUUGGAUUUCCGUUAACCAAUGGCUUGGUCAGGAAGGAAAGGUGGACGCAUUUCCAGAUAACAAUGUACGUGAUUUUUCACACAUGACGCUCCCCGUUUCCAAAAACUUUUCCGAGGAAUCUCGCAAAAGCUUAUGUGCCGGUCUCCGCGAUGAAUACCGAAUCUACAUGACCAUCCUCUCAAAGGCCGCCAAUAUCGGGCCAGUUGAAAUGGCGCAAAGCAUCGAUUUGGCUCACAGAAACUGCCCGUCUCUUCAAUUUUCUUCUUUUGUUUGA
Molecule: messenger RNA, 1368 nt
Organism: Phaeodactylum tricornutum CCAP 1055/1
Lineage: Eukaryota; Bacillariophyta; Bacillariophyceae; Surirellales; Neidiaceae
Exons: 1
Coding region: 1-1368 (455 amino acids)
Source: RefSeq, a predicted model, not a curated record